UCACUAAGCAAACGGAUAACCGUAAACGUUGCUCAUAGUUACCACGCGGCUUGUUUCGUUGUUUUUGCUAUCGAUUACUGCGUUCAGUCAAACAUUAGCAAGUCGGUAAGAGAACGUUAUCUUUUUGCUACAGUCCUCCCGUGUGAUGAUGUCCCGCCGUCACUGCGAUGACCUGGCCAAUCAAAAUCUGGUCCUUUUUGGACCAGGUCGUCCCAAGUACACGCCACGUGAUUGGGACCUCAAUAAUCGCACCAAAAACGUGUUUUCGCUCAAUCAACAAACUCUGGCCGAACGGGUUAUUUGCGAAAGUGAACGGCUGAUUGAUGAAACCAAGUUCACCACCGAGCUGAAUAAAAACGAGUCCGAUUUCCGGCUGAAGGAACGCAUCGAGGACAUCCGGUUCCGGCAGGAUGAGCUCAAGAAGCAGAAGAAGGACGCCCACAUCGAGGAGGAGGCCCUCAAAGUGUACAAGCAGCGGACGCUCGAUGCGAUCAAUACACUGCAGGAGAUUGCCGUGCCGAUAUGCCAGAAGUGUGUCAUCAUGCGGGAGAUGCGCCAAGGGGUGGACCUGGUGCUGGACGACGUGCACAGGGAACUGCGCAAGGAGCUGGACGUGAUGAAUGGGGCUAUUGAACUGUUACAUAAACUGAUGGAGCAGGGCGUCGAGCAGCUACGGCGACUGAGGGCAACCAUUUACCUGCUGGACAGGGAUUUGUCCAACAAGGAAAAGUCCAUACAGAUCGAUGAGAAGAAUGUCGAACUGAGACAUAACCAGAUGGGGAUGAAGGUGUACGACGGGACGGUGCCGUUGGAUCCGUACAACAAUACCGAUCCGGAGUGGAUCGAGGUCACCAACACAAACAUUGAAAAUACCGCCAAGGAAAUCAACUCGGCCCAAACGUUGCGAUCGUACAUCGACCAGGUGCUCAAACAAGCCGCCGAGGACAUCCGUCACCAAGUGGGCCGUACCAAUGCGGCCUUCUGCAAACGAAUCGCCGAGGUUCGCUAUACCAAAAUCAAGUUGGAGAACGUCCAUAAGGAAACCGUGCACCAGGUUAACGAACUGACCCGUACGGUGACCAAGCUGGAGAAGGAGAUUGCCGAAAAGGAGGGUUACGUUGCGUUGGCACAGGUGCGGAUGGCAAACCGAGCGCACCGGCCCGGGAUCGAACUGUGCAAGGAUAACGUUUACAACAGUCUGAAGAAGGAGCUGGCCGCGCUGCGCGAAACGGUCGCCAAGCUAGACCACAUGUUGGUACAAUCUCGGGCUACGCUCCGGUAUCUGUUGAACACCCAGGUUAUGCAGGAAGAGGAAAUCAACUUGAAGACGAAUUCUUUGAAAAUCGACGAAGUGGAUUGUAUGACGCUGAGGGAGAGUUUGAAUUUCCAGAAUUUUUAGAGAAGCGAUACCCACGGGAAGGGCAGUGAAUCUAAGCAUUGUAUUAGAAUGGUAGAGUGUGCACUGGAGUUUCUUUCGUGUCUUCUAAAAAUAAAUUGACUAGUUUUUGCAACCGACA
Molecule: messenger RNA, 1517 nt
Organism: Aedes albopictus (Asian tiger mosquito)
Lineage: Eukaryota; Metazoa; Arthropoda; Insecta; Diptera; Culicidae
Product: tektin-1
Exons: 3
Coding region: 146-1399 (417 amino acids)
Biological process (GO): cilium assembly; cilium movement involved in cell motility
Cellular component (GO): nucleus; microtubule cytoskeleton
Source: RefSeq, a predicted model, not a curated record